Messenger RNA from Quercus lobata, 498 nucleotides. RefSeq lists its product as uncharacterized. Lineage: Eukaryota; Viridiplantae; Streptophyta; Magnoliopsida; Fagales; Fagaceae. The transcript has a single exon. The record is from RefSeq and is a predicted model, not a curated record. Bases 1 to 498 code for a protein of 165 amino acids.
AUGUGGAUGACUGACCCAGGUUGUCACAAUACAGUGAUUCGAGCCUGGGAGUCCAACCCGGAUGGUUUACCUAUGUAUAGAACAACAAAAAAGCUAAAGAAGUGCAAGAAGAUGCUUAAAAAAUGGAGUAAAGCCCACUUUGGUUAUGUUACAAGGAAAAUUAAGAAGAUAAAGGAGCUUUUGUGGAAGGCAGAGGAGGAUUUAGUCAGAACUGGUGAUAUCCAAGAGGUAGUGAGAUUGAAGUCUGAAUUAAAUUUGUUGAUAGACAGGGAGGAACAAAUGUGGCAUCAGCGGUCUCAUGUAAAAUGGGUUCAAAGUGGGGAUCAGAACACAAAAUUCUUUCACAACACAGUAACUCAGAGAAAAAGGAGGAAUUUUAUAAGGGGUGUACGAGAUGAAGGUGGGGUUUGGCAAAACAAUGAGGAGGUUUUCUCGACUCUGUUUACUGACUACUAUACUAGAUUGUUUACUUCAUCUAGUCCACAAGAGCUAGACUGA